CCCCACCCCAGGAUUGGGACCUUGAGUAAGAGGCCCCCAGACUAUUUUCUUUGUCUCUCCUGGCAACAGCCACUUCCGGGGCCGCGGAGGACGAACCCAGCGGGCAGUUACGGACCGGACCAACAGUCCCUUGGACUGUGCGGGCCGUUGCGAGGCGGCAUCUGCUCCAGGAGUGGCUUGCCGGCUCUCCGCGCACCGCAGCUUUUCCACCCCAGGAUUUGGACUUUGAGCAGUUGGCCCCCAGCCUCUGUUUCCUUUGUUGCUCCUGGCAACAGCCACUUCCGGGAGCGCCUGCCCAUUCCCCCCCACACCUCGGGCCCGCGAGCCGUGGGUUCCGGCCCUGAGCGGCGGUUAGUAGGGGCCCGCUGUGCCCUCGAACUACCGCGGGCCGCGCACCUGGGCCGUCUCGCCGGUUCGGCGGGGCCUGCGGAGCCGUCAUGGUUCUGCUGCACGUGAAGCGGGGCGACGAGAGCCAGUUCCUGCUGGAGGCGUCGGGGAGCACGGAGCUGGAGGAGCUCACCGUGCGGGUGACCCGGGUCUACAACGCGCGCCUCAAAGUGCAGCGCAUCUGCUCAGAAAUGGAAGAAUUAGCAGAACACGGCGUGUUCCUCCCUCCGAACAUGCAAGGACUGACUGAUGACCAGAUCGAAGAGCUGAAGUUGAGGGACGAGUGGGGCGAGAAGUGUGUCCCCAGUGGUGGAGCCGUGUUCAAGAAGGACGACGUCGGACGCAGGAAUGGGCACGCUCCAAAUGAAAAAAUGAAGCAAGUUUUAAAGAAGACCGUGGAAGAAGCCAAAGCAAUCAUAUCUAAGAAACACGUGGAGGCCGGCGUCUGCGUCACCAUGGAGAUGGUGAAGGACGCCCUGGACCAGCUCCGCGGGGCGACGAUGAUCGUGUACCCGAUGGGCCUGCCGCCCUACGACCCCAUCCGGAUGGAGCUUGAGAAUAAGGAGGACUUGUCGGGGACUCAGGCGGCACUGAGUGUCAUCGCGGAGUCGGAGGCGCAGCUGUGGUGGGCCGCCAAGGAGUUAAGGAGAACGAAGAAGCUUUCAGACUAUGUGGGCAGAAAUGAAAAGACCAAAAUAAUCGUCAAGAUCCAGCAAAGGGGACAGGGAGCCCCAGCCCGGGAGCCCAUCAUUAGCAGCGAGGAGCAGAAGCAGCUGAUGCUGCACUACCACAGGCGGCAGGAGGAGCUCAAGAGGCUGGAAGAAGAGGACGACGAUUCCUGUUUGAACUCUCCGUGGGCAGAUAGCACUGCUCUGAAAAGACACUUCCACGGCGUGAAGGACAUAAAGUGGAGGCCGCGGUGAGGGCGCGGCCAGCGCACCUCUCCGCAGCGGACGCCAACAGGAGUAACCGGCACUGAGAAGGCGCUCACAGCCCUCUGUGAAAGGACGUUUCCAGUUUUCCUGGUGUUUCUCUGAGUUUGAAUCUUUACAAUAAAAGUUACA
Molecule: messenger RNA, 1451 nt
Organism: Pteronotus mesoamericanus
Lineage: Eukaryota; Metazoa; Chordata; Mammalia; Chiroptera; Mormoopidae
Gene: CFAP298
Product: cilia and flagella associated protein 298
Exons: 7
Coding region: 438-1310 (290 amino acids)
Biological process (GO): regulation of cilium movement
Source: RefSeq, a predicted model, not a curated record